Messenger RNA from Parnassius apollo (apollo), 801 nucleotides. NCBI's taxonomy places the organism in Eukaryota, Metazoa, Arthropoda, Insecta, Lepidoptera, Papilionidae. The record is from the annotation of a GenBank genome assembly.
AUGAAGAGUUCGCUGAAGGAGAUAGAUACAAGUAUCAGAUCUGGACUUUCAAUCUUACCUUCAGCGGACUCCAGUAAAAUAUUCCAAACCAGCAUAAGGGAACAUCUUCAACUAAUAGAAGAACACUUAGGUGCAAUGUCAUCCGAGCUGAGGACGAUGAGAGAGCAGAAGCAACGGGCCCCAUCACCUACAGCCUCAAGUCUAGCAACAGAGCUUGCACAAACUGGCGAAGCAGCAACAAAGCCAAAAAAGACAUACACCAGAGUGGCUGCAAGCCCUCCCCUUCCUAAACCCAAUCACACUCUCAUUAUCACAUCAACUGAUUCGAAAAACACAGCCGAAAACAUCAUCGAGAGAAUCAGGGAGGCUCUAGACACAAAAAAGACUGGAGCCAAAGUAGAUAGGGUAAGGAAGGCGAAAAACCAAAAAGUCAUUCUCAGUUGCAACACCAAGGAGGAUCUUAACCUUGUCCAAAAUAGAGUUAAGACAAAUAAAAGUUUAAAAGUAGAGGUUGCCAGAACAAACAAUCCCUUGGCGAUAAUCAGGGACGUGCUAUCGUAUCACACAGACGUCGAAAUCGUGGAAAAUAUACUGGCGCAGAACAAACACCUUCUGUAUGACGUCUUCAUCUUCAUCUUGACAAGUCUAACCUACACAAAAUCAUCGAAGACGAAGAAAAAAGGCCCAAAUUUCUGGCAUUCGUGGAGUCCAUCUUUCGCGCUGCUGCAAAGCGUAACGCCACGUACUAUCCAUUCCCCAGACAGCAGCAAACUGUUGCGGAAUUCGCAGAGGUCUCCGUAA